Molecule: messenger RNA, 1810 nt
Organism: Anthonomus grandis grandis
Lineage: Eukaryota; Metazoa; Arthropoda; Insecta; Coleoptera; Curculionidae
Product: leucine-rich repeat protein SHOC-2-like
Exons: 2
Coding region: 242-1693 (483 amino acids)
Molecular function (GO): protein binding
Source: RefSeq, a predicted model, not a curated record
ACAUUUUUUUAGAAUAUUUUGCUGUCAAAGAUUAAAAAAGACCUCAAUGCAAUUUUCAAAAAGGAUUAAAAUAUCGCUAAAAGAAAAGGAAGAAGACCUUAAUGUCUCCUGUCAGUUGUCACUACUCUGUGUGACAUAAAAAAGUGUCAACAUAAAACAUAACCUCUUUAUUUAUAUACUUACCAAAUUUUACUUUUAAACAAUGUACAUAAUAUAUCAAUUAUAACUAAUCGGAUCAACAAUGAGCUUUGACUACACACCAAAACACCAUAUUACCUUAAGCAACUAUAAGGGCGAACUUAUAAUCAAAAAACAAGAAGAUACGAAUCCGUCUGAAAAAACUUAUCAAUUAGCAAGUUUUUUUAACAUAAUAUCAGAUGAAAAAGCCGACAGUAUUAAGCAGGGUUUAAACAAAAUCACCAUCCUGGACUUGUCUUAUUGUGAUUUAACCGAACUGCCUAAAGAAUUGAAAUUCCUUUUCCUAAAGGUGUUGAAUGUGUCUCAUAAUAAGCUUACGGCGCCCCCGUUAUGCCUUUAUGGAAACGGCCUGGAGAAACUGGAGAUCUUGGAUUUAUCCCAUAAUUUAAUCACAGAAUUCAACUUGGAACCUGACUGUAUAUCAACAAUAAAAAAAUUGUUAAUAAACAAUAACUGCUUUGAAAACAUUCCCAGCUGGUUUUUGACUUUUAGGUGUAUGCAGUUAGAGGAACUGAACUAUAGCAAUAAUCGUGCAGAGCAUUAUAAUUUCCUAAAACAUUUUUGCAAUUUCAGUUUGAUGAGGUUAAGAAAGUUGGAAAUGCGUGAUACUUGUUUAGUUGAUUCGGACAUUGCAUGGUUGAAGUGUUUGAAAAAUCUACAAAUACUUGACAUUAGCAAUAAAUCAUUAAAAUUGGAUAGGAAAUGCAUUAAUAGAUUUAAGGAGUUAAAUGAAUUGUUCAAACAUCCCCGCUGGACUAAUUUACAGAGCUUAACCCUUUGCAACUUAGAUAUAUCAAUGUUUCCUGAAGGAGUUUUCUGGAUAGUCACAUUGAAAGAAUUGAAUGUUUCUCAUAAUGUGAUAUCAUGGUUCCCCGAGGGGAUCGAGUAUUUAGUUAAUUUAGAAUGCUUGGAUGUCUCUAAUAACGACAUGUGUAUAAUACCUAAAGAAAUUUGCCAUUUAUUUAACUUGAAAGUGCUCUUAUUAGCUCAUAAUGUUUUGGAUGAGGUGCCUGAUUUGCCUGAAAAUUUGGAGGUGCUUGACUUGUAUGAUAACAAACUUGAGACCAUACAAAAUAUUUCCACAUUUAAAAAAAUUAAAUAUAAAGACUUUGAUUAUAACUAUAUAAAUUUAAAUGACUCUAAGGAUUAUUGCACUUCAAGGGACCAAUACCGAUCCAUGUAUGGUCACAAAAAUCGAAGCUCUUUCCCCAAAUUCAAGGAGUCAAGUUUAGAAUAUGAUGAUUAUAGCUGUUCAAGUGAUAGUGAUUUUGAUGAAAAUCCCACUUCUGAUCUGAUACCUAUUUGUGAUAUUGAAGAGGAUUGGGAUAAGGAGUGUGGAGAAUUAUUAGUUAGGGAACAUCCGGAUAUAACUCAGUCCGAUUAUGAAUAUGAGGUAGAAGUAACAACACACCAAUUUGUACAUAAUAAAUUUAAAUUAAUAUCUAAUAAUUCAUAUGUAAGUGAUGAGGAUUGGAUGUUUGAAGAUGCUGAUUAAGUAAUGUUUUAGGUUAAAAAAAAAACAUUUUCUAAAAUUGCUUAUUUAUUUGGGAUGGACAGUAAUAAGUUUAUCUUUACUUGUUAAGACAUAAUAAUAAAAAUGUUUUUUAUUUUU